Candidozyma auris is the source of this 1773-nucleotide messenger RNA. It is a transcript of the gene LEU4, whose product is annotated as 2-isopropylmalate synthase. Gene Ontology annotation, cellular component: mitochondrion. Gene Ontology annotation, molecular function: 2-isopropylmalate synthase activity. The transcript has a single exon. Gene Ontology annotation, biological process: L-leucine biosynthetic process. Lineage: Eukaryota; Fungi; Ascomycota; Pichiomycetes; Serinales; Metschnikowiaceae. The record is from RefSeq and is a predicted model, not a curated record. The coding region runs from base 1 to 1773 and encodes 590 amino acids.
AUGUUCAAACAAACAAGAGUGUUGCUACAAAAACCUAGUUACAACAUCAUGCCUUACACAAACAUGUUGAGAGAUCCCUCAACGAAAUACACCAUGGCCAAGGGCGUGAAACUCCCCGACAGAACUUGGCCCGACAAGCAAAUCACAAAAGCUCCCCGUUGGCUUUCGACCGACUUGAGAGACGGUAACCAGUCGCUCCCGGACCCGAUGUCGAUCGCUGAGAAGAAGGAGUACUUCAAGAAGUUGGUUGAAGUUGGCUUCAAGGAGAUCGAAGUUUCUUUCCCCUCGGCAUCACAGACUGAUUUCGACUUCACAAGGUAUGCGGUUGAAACCGCCCCAGACGACGUGGCCAUCCAGGUCUUGACCCAGUCCAGGGAACACCUUGUGCGCAGAACGGUGGAAAGUGUCGUUGGCGCCAAAAAGGCCAUCAUCCAUGUGUACUUGGCCACCUCAGACUUGUUCAGAGACGUUGUGUUCAACAUGACGAAACAGCAGGCUAUUGACAAGGCCGUCGAAACCGCCAAGUUGGUGAGAUCCUUAACAAAAGAUGACCCUACGAAACAGGAGACCGAAUGGAACCUUCAGUUCUCUCCAGAGUGUUUCUCUGACACCCCUACUGAUUUUGCUGUGGAGAUUUGUGAAGCCGUUAAAGCCGUCUGGGAACCUACUGUUGAGCACCCUAUGAUUUUUAACUUGCCUGCCACGGUUGAAGUGGCCGGCCCCAACGUGUACGCUGACCAGAUUGAGUACUUCUGCAGAAAUAUCAGUGAACGUGAGAAGAUCUGUGUGUCCGUCCACCCUCACAACGACAGAGGAUGUGGCGUUGCUGCUGCUGAGUUGGGUGUACUUGCUGGUGCAGACAGAAUUGAGGGCUGUGUAUUUGGUAACGGUGAAAGAACGGGUAACGUUGAUUUGGUCACUCUUGCAUUGAACUUGUACACCAACGGUGUCUCUCCCGAAUUGGAUUUCUCCGACAUCGAGGAGUUGAUUGCCAUCUCUGAAAAGUGCAAUAAGAUCCCUGUCCACCCAAGAGCUCCAUACGCUGGUUCCCUUGUUGUGUGUGCAUUCUCUGGUUCUCACCAGGAUGCCAUCAAGAAGGGCUUCCAGAGAGCCGAGAAGAACCCAGACGACCCAAUGUGGAAGAUUCCAUACUUGCCAUUGGAUCCAAAAGAUAUUGGCAGAACUUACGAGGCUGUCAUCAGAGUCAACUCUCAGUCUGGCAAGGGUGGUGCUGCCUGGGUGAUCUUGAGAUCUAUGGGCUUGGACUUGCCCAGAACUUUGCAAGUGGAGUUCUCCACAGUUGUCCAGAACGAGGCUGACAAGUUGGGUAGAGAGUUGAAGAUUGAAGAAAUCAACGAGCUCUUCAAGAAACAUUACAUCUACACCGGCGAGUCUUUCAUCACUCUCGAAAACUAUGAGACCUCCAAGACUAAGGGCGAGAACAACACUCGUGAGAUCCGGGCCGACUUGGUGGUCAAUGGCAAGCCUGUCACUGUUUCUGGUAACGGUAAUGGUCCAAUUUCCGCCUUCGUUGACGCUGUUGCCAAGCAGUUUGGUACUUUCUUCGAGGUCAAGAACUAUACCGAGCACACCAUGGGCGCAGGCAGCUCUUCCAAGGCUGCCACGUACAUUGAGCUCUCCUUCUUGGGUUCCUCUGGCAAGCAGACUACGAGAUGGGGAUGUGGUAUUGACUCCGAUGUCAGCGAGUCGUCUCUCAAAGCGAUUGUCGCUGUGCUUAACCACUUGAUCAGAGCUGGUGAGCUCAAGGUGUAA